This is a messenger RNA of Lolium perenne, 2867 nucleotides long. RefSeq names its product cation/H(+) antiporter 15. Lineage: Eukaryota; Viridiplantae; Streptophyta; Magnoliopsida; Poales; Poaceae. The record is from RefSeq and is a predicted model, not a curated record. Gene Ontology annotation, molecular function: antiporter activity. Gene Ontology annotation, cellular component: endomembrane system; membrane. Gene Ontology annotation, biological process: proton transmembrane transport; regulation of pH.
GAAAACCAUGGCCGUCCCUCCAAAAAAGUCGAGGUCUUGUUCGCAGCACAUGCACGCACGCAAGGCGAAGCCGUGUGAGGAACCGCGCGCCGAUCGAGGAGCCAUAGCCGACGAUCGAGGCGCCAGGGGACGGCCGGCCGGAGCUAAUUAAGCUAAGGUAGGCAGCGGCGCGCGGCGGCCGACUGCCGUGGAAGAUGGCCAGAGAUUUCAUGUCCUACUACUCGUGCUCGAACCCCGUGGACUCUCUUGGGUGGACGCCCAUCCCCGGCAUCGCCCUGGACACGCUGUUCCUCGUCGUCAUCCAGUUGCUCGCCGUCAUCGUCCUCUCCAGCCUCUUCCACUCCUUUCUCCGCCGCUACAACCAGCCCACCGCCAUCUCCCAGAUCCUCGCCGGCAUGGUGGUGGGCGGGCUGGGGAUCCGCAACGCCAUCGUGCACGUGGACGUGGACAACGUGGAGGACAUGUACAACGGCUACAUCUCCGCCGCGCGCAUCCUCUACAUGUUCCUCGUCGGCCUCGAGAUGGACAUCGCCGCGCUGCGGAGCACCACCCACCGCUGCGUCGCAUUCACCUACGCCACCGUCGCCGCCAGCCUCUUCCUCGCCGCCAUCGUCUCCAGCGGCAUGUACGGCAGCAUGAUGCACUCCCCGGUCAGGACGCCCGAGAUGCUGGCCGCCACGCUCAUGGUCGCGCUCACCAACACCUCCUCCAUCGCCGUCGCGCGGAUCGCCAGCGACCUCAAGCUCACCGUCACCGAGAACGGCCGACUCCUCGUCGCCGCCGCCAUCGGCACCAACAUCAUCUGCGUCGUCGGCGACGGCGUGCUCUCCUCCACCAGGAUGGCCAAGGAGAAGAGCCAGGACCUCUCCCUCGGCUUCGUGGCGCUCGCGGCGGCGGGGCUCGCCGUGUGGGCGGUGCGCCCGGCCGUGACGCGCGUCAACCAGCGCAACGUCGGCCAGCACCACGUCAAGACGUGGGACCUGGCCUUCAUGAUCGCGGCCAUCUGGAUUGUCGGAAACUUCCCGCAGAAGCUCGGUUUCGACGGGCUGCCCACCAGCUUCGCGCUGGGGCUCGCGUUCCCGAGGGAAGGCCCCGCGGCGCGCUCCGUCAGUGACGCGCUCGUGCCCACCGUCAACGGCCUGCUGCUCCCCUUCUACUUCGCCACCAUCGGGAUGCGGAUGGACUUCAACUCCAUGUCAGGCGCCAUCAUCGUGCCCGGCGUGCUCAUGAUGCUGCUCGGCCUCGUCGGCAAGGCCAUCGGCGCCGCCGUGGCCUCCGCGUACCUCAACAUCCCGCUCUGCGACGCGCUACGCUUCGGCGUCCUGCUCAACGUCAAAGGCCACGUCGACACCAUGAACAUGAAGUUCGCCAAAUCAGAAGGGGUGUGGGCGGAGCAAGCGCUGUAUGCCAUGAUCAUCGGCAACCUGGCCAGCACCCUCGUCGCCGGCCCGGCCGCCGCGGUUGUGCUGCGUAAGGAGAAGGAGGCGUACGCCAGGAGGCACCAGGCCCUGGAGUCGUUGGGCGAGGAGCGGGAGCUGCGCAUGCUCACCUGCUCUCACAGCGCGCACUCAACGCCCGCCCUGCUCAGUCUGGUCGAGCUCCUCGUGACCGAGCCGGAGACGCAGCCCGCCGUCCAAGUCCUCCACCUGUUCGAUGGUGGCCAGAAACGCGCGGCGGCGGCCGCCGCCGCGGCGUCGUCGACGACGCCUUACCACCAGCAGAUCAUCGAUGAGUACGACGCCGGACGCGACGCCAUCACGGACAUGAACACGGUGGUCGACCUGUACUGGCGCGCCACGGGCGUCGCCUUCCGGCAGAUCGACAUCGUGGGCAGGAGCGCGUCCCGCGACGUGGACGCCGUGUGCCGCUGCGCCGCGGACGCGCACGCCGCGCUGCUGCUCCUCCCCUGCUUCAAGGAGCAGCGGUACGACGGCAAGAUGGCGUGCCGUCUCGAGGAGCGCCGCGAGCUCAACCACGGCGUGCUCGCGCGCGCGCCGUGCACCGUGGGACUCCUCGUAGACCGGCCCUACCGGAGCAUCGGCGCCAGCUUCCAGGUCCCCUGCAGCGUCGACACGAGCACCAGGACCCUGCUGCACCCGUGCAGCGACAGGGCGGUGACCCACGUGAUCGCGGCGGUGUUCCUGGGCGGGCCCGACGACCGCGAGGCCGUGUCGGUGGCAUCCCGGCUCGCCGAGAACCCAAACAUCGGCCUCACCGUGUUCCGGUUCGUGAAGCGCAGCACGUACGACACCGUGACGUCCUCCACCUCCAGGGCGGCGGCGAUUGCGGCGGGAGACGACCUGGAGCAGCCGUUAAACGAGGGGGACGCGGACGAGCGGUUCAUGUGGAGGUUCUACGAGCUGUACGCGUCGAGGGAGAUGGCCAUGUACGUGGAGAAGGUGGUGGAGAGCCCGGCCGACGUGGUGGAGACGCUGGACGCCAUGGCGGGGAUGUUCUCGCUGGUCAUCGUGGGGCGGGGCGGGCGGCAGCCGGUGGAGCUGCUGGCCGGACUGGACCGGUGGGCGGAGGCCGGGCGGGAGAUGGGCGCCGUGGCGGAGAUCCUGGCGUCCAACGCGUCCAUGGAGAUGGGCUCCGUGCUCGUCAUGCAGCAGCACACGGUGGUGGUACCGGUGCGCCGAUGACCGUCGUACGGAUGGAACAACGUAGCACUUGUACUGAUUCAGUUACACAGAUACUACGCAGCUUGUGUAUAUUUAGACGUGCCGAUUAGGAUGCAGAAGCUGACCAUUGGAUUGUUUUUUGUGUGUGGGAUCUGUAAGAUCCGAGUUUUCUUUCGUUAGAAGCACUUACAAUCUGAAAAGGAAGAAUCUGUACGAAAAUGCACUUUUGAUCUCAGAUCGCAUAUG